UACAUUUUGAAACAGACCAAAAUGAAGCAACUUCUAUUUUCCUUCUACAUUCUUUACAUACCCUACGUGAGCUGCAAAACUUUUCCCUUUGGAUUUUCAUACACAAGAUUUAGUGGACCAGUAAGUGGGCCUGAAAAGCAAAUCAUCGUGUACGACGCGCAUCAACACGGUUAUCCUCAUGUGGAUUAUAUUGCCAAACCGGAUUAUCAAUUCUCAUACGGAAUAGAUGACCCUAAAACCAAAGUUCAACAAAGUCGGAAGGAGAUACGAAAUGGUGAUCUUGUUCAAGGUGAAUACAGUCUUGUGGAACCAGACGGAACACUCCGAAUCGUCAAAUACAUAGCAGAUGAUAUUAAUGGAUUUCAAGCCGAAGUAGUAACAAAUAACCCAUUGCGGACGUAUGAACACCAUAACGUUCCCGAAGUAAUUCCAGUUCAUGAAGAAGUUCCGGCAUACGUAGAACCACCACCAGUUCAAAAACUACCACCAAACCUUCGGAAGGCUCCGAACAAUGAACAAGUUUCCACACAUGAAGAGAAGGGAAAUGCAUCAACGUAUAGUAACGAAGGAUCAUCAGAAGGAGAAGAUCAUGGGAAAAAUCGAGCCCUGAACUAUGAAGAUCAGUCUCAAAGUGUCGAAUUUGACGAUAGUAGCUAUUAGUUAAGUGUGUUCAUAAUAAUAAUAUCUUGUAAGACUGUUAUCAUCCGUUCUUU
This is a messenger RNA of Hermetia illucens (black soldier fly), 713 nucleotides long. RefSeq lists its product as uncharacterized. Gene Ontology annotation, cellular component: extracellular matrix. The transcript is spliced from 2 exons. The record is from RefSeq and is a predicted model, not a curated record. The coding region runs from base 22 to 660 and encodes 212 amino acids. NCBI's taxonomy places the organism in Eukaryota, Metazoa, Arthropoda, Insecta, Diptera, Stratiomyidae.